Messenger RNA from Babesia bovis T2Bo, 660 nucleotides. RefSeq lists its product as uncharacterized. The record is from RefSeq and is a predicted model, not a curated record. The transcript is spliced from 3 exons. The coding region runs from base 21 to 635 and encodes 204 amino acids. Lineage: Eukaryota; Apicomplexa; Aconoidasida; Piroplasmida; Babesiidae.
CACCACUUCUAAAAUACUAAAUGUCCACAAAUACGACAAAUGAACGCCGGCCAGGCCUUCUAGGCCUCAGGAAGCGCCUGGCGGAAUCACAUAGUGACAAUUGCAACCUCAAAAACCCGUUUAACACAGAUGAACUGGGAUGUCAACACAGCUUAUUGGAACGAACGAGAAUUUUCAACGACCUCCAUCCCAAAGCGAGGUUGAUCUAUAACCAAUUGAUCACGGAAGCAGCAGAACGCCGUGACAAGAUCAUGAUCGCAUUCCACGAAUUUCUAAACAAUAUAGCACCGAGCGCAAAUGUUAGCACUGUAGGACUAGUACCUAGUAUAAUACUCGAAUUCCUAUACAAAUACCGCGUUGAAGAGCUAGACAGACACUUUGGAAAACAGAACGUUGUCCUGUUCCAGGCAUAUUCAGCGGAUUCCACAGAAACAACAAUACUAUACAGAGGAGAACUUAACGGAAAUAAAUGCAAUGUAUUGAUCAACCGUAGCAAGCUUAAGACGUUGUUAAGAUAUCUAGAUAAACCCUCAGGCGCCAAUGGAGAUGUUAAUCAGACUCUUAUUCUAUUGUACCCACGUGCCUUCAAUAAGCGCCUAAUAAUACCAGAUGCCGUGGUGGUAGUAAAGGAUUAAGUAGCAUACUUCUGCACCCAGUCCC